Molecule: messenger RNA, 800 nt
Organism: Aspergillus steynii IBT 23096
Lineage: Eukaryota; Fungi; Ascomycota; Eurotiomycetes; Eurotiales; Aspergillaceae
Exons: 1
Coding region: 19-651 (210 amino acids)
Source: RefSeq, a predicted model, not a curated record
CUCGCCACACCAACCAAAAUGAACCUCCUCCUCACCACCCUCCUCGCCCUCUCCACCGGCACCCUCUCCCAAUCCAUCACGCCCCCCGAAGGCUGCCCCCUCCCGCGCUGGACCGUCACCAACUUCCAAUGGCACAACGGGUCCAAAAGCCUCGACUGCAUCCACAACGAAGCAGACCGGAACGCGAAAGGCUGCCUCUGCUCGGGCGGGUGGUGCGAGCCGAACCCAGACACCUGCAACGGGACGAUGGUACCGCUCUGCUACACGGGGAUGCCGAACUACGAGCCGUGGGGCUACGGGCCGCCGCAGACUUUGGACAUCGAUUUCGCCGACGGCCUGUCCUGCCACGACGAGUACAUCGGGUACCGGAUCCACGAUAUCGGCAACGGCGCGAGUAACUGCGGCUAUGCGGAUCGGGGCCUGGGGCGCGUUGUCUCGUUCUAUGGGACGUCGAAUAAGGAGGUUAGUGUCGGUCAUGUCGACUAUGUGCUUGGGAGGGGCCAUGCGCUGGAGUGUCAGGAUGGCAGGAAGAUUACGUAUUCCGGACGGACGGACUUUGAGUUGAAUUGUGUGCAUGAUUCGUUUUUUAAUGCGACGUGCUCGGCGGGGAGCUUUCAGGUGCCGGUGUUGGCGUUUGAGUGGGUGGAGUAGAUUCUUUAUCUACUUGCCUGUAUUUGAUGCGCUGAGGCUAUGGUUGAUGAAGGCAUUGCUUGUUGAUGAGAAGACUGGAUGGUAUAUAUUGGAUGAGGGAUGAAUGCAGAGAUGUGAAUAUGAUGAUCAAACUGAAUGAACCAUGUGAU